AUGGUUCGCGGCCAUAUCAACACCGACGACCAUGAUGGCCGACCUCUCCAGAUCUUAUUCAUGAUCAAGGAUAAGAACCACCAGGAGGAUGUGAUCAAAAAUCUUAGCGCCUACGUAGAGGUUCUCCGAACCUUCGUCACACGAUGGAACAACGGACACGAGGGGUUCAAACCCUACUACUGCUGCUUCACCGUGUAG
Clonostachys solani is the source of this 198-nucleotide messenger RNA. NCBI's taxonomy places the organism in Eukaryota, Fungi, Ascomycota, Sordariomycetes, Hypocreales, Bionectriaceae. The record is from the annotation of a GenBank genome assembly.